Molecule: messenger RNA, 3422 nt
Organism: Cynara cardunculus var. scolymus (artichoke)
Lineage: Eukaryota; Viridiplantae; Streptophyta; Magnoliopsida; Asterales; Asteraceae
Exons: 6
Coding region: 495-3236 (913 amino acids)
Source: RefSeq, a predicted model, not a curated record
UGAAUUUCUUCUUUUUAUUUUGUUUCAAUGAUAUUAUAACAGGAUAUGGAUGUUGAUAUAAAAUUGUGAAUCUGUAGCUGUUUCAACGAGAUGUCAACCUCCAUCCCAUCUUUAAUUUGUCGUUACCAACCCUAGUAUUCAAAAUACAAAAUCGGUGUAGUGUUUGUAGUAAAUAUAGUAGCUACAUUAUUUUACUGGUAGUAUUUGCCAUCAAGUUUAAUGUUAUUAGGUAUUUCUUUCUCGGAAAAAUAUUACAUCUCAUACCAAUUUUGAAAAUGACCAAAAGGAAAAAGGUUGCCCUUUUGACCUCUAGAUUCUAGAAAUAUAGUUUUUCUUUGAACGAGGGGGAGGCUCUUAUGGUUUCUUAAUCUAUGGAUUUGGAAUUUAUACCGUUCAAUGCAAGGGAUUGUUUACUGGAGCUGCUAAAUCAGCAACAUGGAUUCAUCUAAGCUACAGUUUUGUGAACAUAAUUUUUUGCUUGCUGAUGCAAGUAAAUGUAUGAAAUCUCAGGGCCUAGUGAGCAAUUAGUUUACAGAUAUUAUAUUUCAAUCGUAUAUGAGAAAAUGGAAGUGGAGAAACGAAGUUCAAAGGGAGGGUUUCUUCAGUUGUUUGACUGGAAUGUCAAAUCUCGGAAAAAGCUCUUCUCAAAUAAACCGGAUUUACCAGAAAGUUCAAAACAUGGAAAAGAAAAUUUAGACAAUUUGGCUAUAUCGAGACUUCAGCAGAUGGAAUUAGAUGAGGCUUUGCAUGGUCCAAGUCUGACAGGAAGUGAUUGGGCUUCAUCCAUGAGUAAUGAUGAAGGAUGUGGAACCAAAGCCCCUGGGGUGGUGGCUAGACUUAUGGGAUUAGAUUCUUUGCCAACUUUAGAUGCUUCUGAUCCUGGUUUUACCCCAUUUGUUGACUCUCACUCUUUUAGACGUUCUCUUCACCCGAGGACCACCACUGAAUUUGAAAGUGAAAAUCAUUUUGCGGGUAUGCGAAAUAAGCUGGAUGGUUUUUCAAGGAACCCAGUAGAAGAUAGGUUACAGAAGUUGCAGAACCGACCGAUUGAGAGAUUUCAAACCGAGGUAUUACCUCCAAGAUCAGCUAAAUCUGUACCUAUUACUCACCACAGAAUGUUAUCUCCUAUCAAGAGUCCAGGGUUCAUCCUUUCAAGAAAUGCGGCUUAUAUUAUGGAGGCAGCUUCCAAGAUGAUUGAACAGAGUCCCCACUCUACUCUCAGUGGAAGAUUGCCAUCCUUUGGGACUUCUUCAGUUCCCCUCAAAAUCCGGGAUCUAAAAGAGAAAAUGGAAGCCGCACACAGAACAUCAAGAAUUCCUGAAGCAUCACAAAGACCCAAAGUGCAUAGCCCUGCCAGUUCCUCCAAAUUACAGCCUCCUGACAAGCAUCAAUGUCGGUCAGAAGUUGUGAUUUUAAAGCAAGGUGUUGCAGAAAGUUUGAAGCAAAAGAAUAAAUCUGUUUCACUUACUACUCCAGCGAAACCAACCAUUCAGAAAGGAGAGGGAACCACUUCAAGAAAUACUAGGAGUAACAUGAAGCAGAAAGAAGAUGAUGUUAAGUCUGUCGCUGUCCAAUUGGAUAAAAAAGAAAGAAAUACACCAAAAAGGGUGCAGAAUAGAUCAAAAACUGGCAAGACUCCGGAGGUGCUCACACAGAAUAAUCAAAAGCAGAACCGUGCAUCUCAGAAAGACCGCUUGAGUUUGAAACCUCGAGUUCCCUGUCAACAUGACAGAAAAGCAACUUCUACAAAUGGUUUCUGUAGGGAAGUUAAGACUUCAAAGAAGGCCACUGAAAACUCAGCAGUUGGGGCUAGAAAAGUUCAGUUAGCGACAUAUGAAACUGGAAAGGAAUUCUCGUUGACUAAAACGAAGAAUUUUUCCGGGAAGAAAAGGCCAACUGAUAGGGAUAUUGUUCUUGAUGGAACUACUGCUAAUAAUGUACAGAUGAAGGAAAAAGAAAGGUCUGUAAAAUGUAAUAUAACUAUAGAUGGGUCUUCAAAUUGGGAGUCUGUUGACAGGAAAAAUGGCAUGGAUGUUGUGUCCUUUACGUUCACGUCACCUAUUAAAAAAUCAGUGCCUGAAUCUGAGCCUUCUGGUCAAUCAGCAGUGAAGAGUCGAGGCCUGUGUCUUAAUUUUGAGGAUGAUCACCCUGACACGGGGACUGCAGAGUUUCCUUCUUUUAGGGCACCUAUGAUUGAUAGUGAUGCUUUGAGUGCUCUACUGGAACAGAAACUGAAGGAACUAUCAUCUAUUGUUGAGACGUCCCAGUGUGACACUGUCAGAGGAGGCCCUACUCCAAAUUCUUCUUCUGCAAUACCGGGUUUCUUACCUUGCUUUGAUGUGGUAACCAGUGCAUCUGCUAAACAUGACAAGAUGUUUCAUCUCAAUAUGCAGAAGGACAAAAGUGUGAUCGAACAUGUUUCUGAUGUUUCUUCAGUUGAUCAGAUGCCGGUAGAAGCUAAACUGGAGUGGCAGGGAGUUGAAGUGAAAGAAUGCAACAGCAACAGUGAAACUGAAGAAAGCGGGAUGUCACAUCAGUAUCAGCAUCCUUGCACACUUUCUAGUCUGGAACCCUCUUUAUCAGAUGAUAGUUGCAUCACAUCGAACAGCACAACCACCUUAACCAGCAACGGAAACAAGCAGUGCACAUCAACAAGAAGCAUGGAACUUUUGGCAGAGGAGAUAGAAUUGCAAGAUUCUGCCACAUCUCUACCUAGCACCAUAUUUGAAUUCACAUCCACGGAAAGAUGGUCGUCACAAUGGGAGUUUGACUAUAUCAAAGAACUGCUUAUCCAUGCAGAGUUAGUGUUCGAGGACUUCUCUUUCGGCCAUACCCAAAAGGUCAUAAAUGCCCAUCUAUUUGACCAGCUCGAGAACCAGAACAAAAACAUGGACCCAUUCUUGAAGGUACAAAGGAAGGCUUUGUUUGACUGUGUGAGUGCAUGCCUAGAAUCUAGGCGUGACCGUGCCUUGAGUGGUAGCUAUGAAGAAUGGGCAAAAUGGUCAACGAUGUUCCAAAGGAAAGAUCUGUUGGCUGAUGAAAUACAGAAAGAGAUAUACAGUUGCACGAGCAUGGAAGAUUUGAUGGUGGAUGAAGUUGUGGAUAAAGAUAUGAGUAGUCGGGAUGGGAAAUGGUUGGAUUUCAAGGCCGAAGCCUUGGAAGAAGGCGUGGUGAUCCAGAACGCCAUCCUUACCACAUUGAUGGAUGAAAUGUUAACUGAUUUUUUGUGUUUCUAAAAGUGUUGUUAAUCUCUCUUAUUUAGCUUAAAAGAUGAAACAAGGGUUUCUCUGAGACUGUGUUCAGUAUCUCCAGAACAUUAUAUUACAUCUUCUUCACUCUCACUUGCUGCAUCACAUUUGACAUUUUUAGAAGUUGAUUGUCAUAAUGACUUGUAAUUGCUAUAUCAAAAGUUGUUCAAUCCC